This is a messenger RNA of Penicillium samsonianum, 3709 nucleotides long. RefSeq lists its product as uncharacterized. Gene Ontology annotation, molecular function: protein binding; glycerophosphocholine phosphodiesterase activity. The record is from RefSeq and is a predicted model, not a curated record. NCBI's taxonomy places the organism in Eukaryota, Fungi, Ascomycota, Eurotiomycetes, Eurotiales, Aspergillaceae. The transcript is spliced from 9 exons. Gene Ontology annotation, biological process: glycerophospholipid catabolic process. The coding region runs from base 1 to 3237 and encodes 1078 amino acids.
AUGCGAUUCGGUCGGGAUUUCCAUCAGUACAUGGUCCCAGAAUGGACAUCAUUCUAUGUCCCCUACGACUCGGUGAAGAGCGCAUUCAAUCUGGCGGUCGGGAAGUCAAUUGAUGCGAAAGUUGAACCAGACUUUUCAGAAGUAUACGCCCUCCUCGACGGUAGCAUCCAGUCCUUUGGCAAAUUUCACCAUGAAAACUACAACUUUCUUAUGGCAAGACAAGCAAAGCUUGAGAUGAAGUAUGAAAAGUUGCUCCAAUCAAUUCUCCUUUCAAGGGACCGCGAGGAUAAUUUUCAUGGGGCAAAGAGCUUUUUAGAAGGCGUCACAAAUCUACAUGAUGAUUUUGAGAAGCUUCAGGAUUACUCUCGGUUGAAUAAAGAAGCUAUCGAGAGGCUUUUCGCCAAAAUUGAGAAGGUGGGUGAUUGCAAGGGCCUACUUCAUCAGGAACAAAAAUCUAAAUGGUCAACAUUGCAAAUUGGCCUUCGUACACAAUGUGCGAACUUCAUAACCCGAUCAGAGCCCCUGAGGACUGGCGUCAUUGAGGCAUCCUUUGAUGGGUACGGUCCCUCCGCAAUGAAGGAGGUGCUCAAUGAAGUUGGACCAGAUGACCUGCCACCCCUCGCGGCCGAAUAUUCAGCUCUAUACCGCGCAAUCAGAAGCGACCAGCCUUCAGCUUUGGCUGAUCCCCUCAAUCUUUUUUUGCGCGAUCCUCUGGAGCAAAAGUCCAGUGACUUCCUUUACGAACUGGCGGAGCUUGCUGCAACCUGUCACUCUGAACGUUGCUUCCGACAUUUGUUAUCAGAAACGUUAAGCGUGAAUGGUGUUGUGCUAGAUCACGACUUGCUAAACCAUGUCAUUAUCAUGGAAGGGAAACUCAGACCUUCACAAGGAAGCGAUGACUUGAAAGACAGCAUCCAAUCCGGCGAGAAGAGACGUGGUAGCUUGUUUGAUUUUGCGAUUGGAUGUCUUGCUUCUCGUAAGGAAAACAUUUUCUCUACGAAGGACACUUUUGGUCGUGUUAGCCUUCAUUAUGGUGCACUACACGGCAUGGCUUUCAUAUGCCAAACAAUCAUGGACUAUUGUCAUGUUCGGGGUCCGGGUUUCUCGUCGAACCUAAUUUUAACGCCAGAUUGUCAGGGAUUUACACCAUUUCACUACGCGGUCAUCAAAAACCAUGUGGGUGUUGCGGAAGUGUUUCUGGAAGCUUUGAUUUCAGAGAUCAAAUCCGGACAAGAGGCUCGACCCGAAAAUCUGGUGAAAAGUCUGAAUGAUAUGUUGAUCCUCGCUAUCAGAUAUGAGCAUGAUGGGAUCGUAUUCCUCCUCGCAAAAAGCUCCUUUGACUUUCACGAAUCCUCAUUGUAUGGAGAGACCGCCCUAUAUGUUGCCGCUCGGAUCGGGCGUAGCGACUAUGUCAAUGUGCUGCUAGAAUACUCCAAACAUGUCUAUAUAGACACUGCCGAAAAGCUGCAUGGCUGGACUCCAUUAUUUAUCGCUUGCGUGGAAGGUCACCAUACCAUUGUCGAGCUUCUUCUGAAAUCAGGAGCGAGUCAGGACUUAUAUGAUCAUCACAGUUGGACUGCUAAGGAACAUGCUGCCUUGAGGGGCCAUCUCCAUGUCGCUGAAAUGCUCAAGUCGUGGGACACGCAUCACCUCACUGGUGGACCUGCCAACAUGUCGCUGAAGUCCAAGUCUGCAGCCGGAUCCCCUCUUUCAAUGGGCGGAAAUCAUCUCAUUGUCAAUCUUGGUGUUUUGCGUAACGGCAAGGACGUCAAAGCCGUGGACUUCAAAGGCUCCUCGCCGGGCAAUUUACUCCAUGCGAAACAUCUCACUUCGAUGAAUAUGUCAAUUUCAGUGGAGGGUACCUCACAGUGGGUGAAAUUUCCCAUGCUAAGCGACAUGAUCAACACACCGUUCGUUUUUCCUGUUACUAACCCUAGUGAAGCCCGCCUGGCUUUCAAGUUUUACCCUGCAGACUCAUCCUGUGAAACUUGUCAGCUAAUCGGCAGUGCUGCGUACUUACUAGAGAGCGACAAAGGUUGCUUUGGAGCGAAUCGUGAGAGCCUUGUCAGAGAGCGUACUGUCCCAAUUCUGGAAAGGAAUACAAUGGAUAUUAUGGGAACCGUCACUUUCACCUUCGUCAUUGCUAAGCCAUUGAUGGGUUCCAAUCCUCCUCCAUUGGCAAAGCAGAAACUCUCGGCAGAAGGCCUACAGCUUGUCGGUCAUAGAGGACUUGGUCAAAACACUGCCAAUCACAGCCAGCUUCAGCUAGGAGAGAAUACCACAGAGUCAUUUCUUUCUGCUGCGAGGCUAGGCGCUUCAUAUAUUGAGUUCGAUGUCCAACUUACUAGAGACCUUUUUCCCAUCAUUUAUCAUGACUUCUCGUUAAGCGAGUCCGGAACCGAUAUUCCUAUUCAUGAUCUCAGUUUUGAACAGUUUAUGUACGCGAGCAAACUUCAGUCACCGAGAGGCGAACCAGUGUCGGUGCUCGGAAGGCCAAAUUCACAGGGCCUGUCACAUAGGCCGGGUGGGAACAGAGUUCGAUCACGUUCAUUGACAAACAACGAAGAGCAAGAGACUGUGCGAAUUCGUGACAGAAUGAAGCACACCGUGGAUUUCAAGAAUAAAGGAUUCAAGCCGAACACAAGGGGUGAUUCCGUGCAGGAUGCUUUCACCACGCUGGAAGAGCUACUUACAGAGCUGCCAGACUCAAUCAGCUUCAAUGUCGAGAUAAAGUAUCCGAGGCUUCAUGAAGCUGUUGAGGCGGGCGUAGGACCAAUCGCUAUCGAGAUCAACACAUUUAUUGAUCGGAUACUCGCCCAGAUAUUCCGUGUCAGCAGUGAUAGGUCCAUUAUACUCUCCUCCUUUUCACCCGAAAUUUGUAUUCUUCUGGCUACGAAGCAAGAUACAUAUCCUGUCUUGUUUAUCACCAACGCCGGAAAACUACCAAUGUCGGACAUGGAGAUGAGGGGUAGUAGCCUACAAGCCGCGGUCCGUUUCUCGAAGCGAUGGAACUUAGCCGGCAUUGUCUUCGCUUCUGAGACAUUGAUCCUAUGCCCAAGACUUGUGGGCUAUGUCAAAAGAUCAGGUCUGAUCUGUGGGUCUUAUGGCACCUUAAACAACAUCCCCGAGAAUGCUAAAGUACAACACGCAGCCGGUCUUCAGAUUCUCAUGGUCGAUAAUGUUCGACUGAUCGCAUCGACCUUGGGUGGGUCUUCCACAUACCCGACAAUGACAUGAAUGCGACACCUGGAGAUGAUCGAAGAGACCCGGAUCUUUUAUAUCCUUUGGCACCAUUUCCACAUGUUGAUAUCUAACAAAAAUCCAAGUCGCUUAGUGGGUUUUGUCAAUAUGUUCACCCUAUCAGUCUACCUUACCUGCACUGGUACAAAUAACACGACAACUGCUGGCCUAGGCGGGAAGGUACAUAAAAACAGAGCUACCCUUUUUCACAGGCAGCAAAGAUUUACCAAAAGGGUUGAAAAUAUAAUAAAGAUACAACAAGUCAGGAUAUGCAGGUGGUCACAAGGUCCAAUAUGUGCCUUGGGCAGACAGCAAGGCUACCAACACCUAUCAAAGAGACAAUUCGAGGAGAAUAGACAUUGCAGACUACAAUUUCAUUCCAGUCUACUUUCAAGUUGUUCUCUCCCACUUCAUAGAAGUGAAAUUUUGAGCAUAGGUCAACAUUUUCAUCACAGACCCCCUCUUGCCA